ACAUCACCGUCGUUACGAACUUUUCUUUGAACAUCGACAUGAUGCGUUACUCUGCUUCUGCCCUUCUUGCUCUGGCCGCCAGCGUGGCAGCCCAGUCUCGCGGUUUCAACUACGGCGCCUUGGACCUCGACGGCUCUCCACGAACUCUUCAAGACUUCACCGAUCAGUUCAACGCCGCCAAGGCUCUCCCUGGCACCAAUGGCCAAUUCACCUCCGCCCGUCUCUUUACCAUGAUCCAGGCUGGUUCGUCUAACAACCAGGUCAUUGCCGCCAUCCAGGCCGCCAUCGACACCGACACUUCCCUCUUGCUCGGUCUCUGGGGCAGUGGAGGCCAAGAGGGAUUCAAUGCAGAACUUGGAGCCCUCCGAUCCGCAAUCGAGCAGUACGGCGAUGCGUUCACAUCCCGCGUCGUCGGUAUCUCAGUUGGUUCUGAGGAUCUCUACAGAGAAUCGCCAACCGGGAUCCUCAACGAGAGCGGCGUGGGUGCUGGCCCACAGACCAUCGUGAGCUAUAUCGACCAGCUCCGUGAGCUCAUCGCCGGUGGCCCUCUCGCAAACGCCCCCGUCGGCCACGUCGACACCUGGCCGGCCUGGACCAAUGGCUCCAACUCUGCUGUCAUCGAGGCUGUGGACUGGCUCGGGGUGGACGCCUACCCUUACUUCGAGAACACUGUGGCCAACGGUAUUGAGAACGGCGAGUCUCUCUUCUUCGAGGCCCUCGAUAAGACCCGUGGAGUCGCCAAUGGCAAGUCUGUGUGGGUCACUGAGACAGGUUGGCCCGUUGAGGGACCAGCUUCCGGCGCCGCCCAGGCCGGCACAGACAACGCUCAGACCUAUUGGAACAACGUCGCGUGCCGACUCUUGGACACAGACACCAACCUUUGGUGGUUCACCCUCGACGACGACCAAGCCACCUCGGAUGACGUAUCCUUCUCGCUCGUCAACCCAUCCGACCUCACCGGCCAGCCUCUCUACGACCUGUCCUGCUCCAACGCUUCUUCGUCCAGCAGCUCCGCCUCCUCUUCCGUCCCAUCGACAUCCUCUUCCGCUCCAUCGAUGACCUCCUCCGUUGAAUCCGCAUCCGUCGAUCCUCUCCCAUCGAUGUCCGUGUCGUCCGAGCCAUCUGCCUCUGUCGACCCUCUCCCGUCGAUGUCCAUCUCGUCCGAGCCAUCGAGCUCCUCCGUCAUGGUCUCCGUCGACCCGAUCCCAGGCAGCGUCAGCUCUACCCUGUCCUCCUUCGAGACUGUCCCCGUCACGACUGCUGCCGAUGCGGGAUCGAGACCAUCAGACGUUGCUGGCGGUGAGGGUCCAGCAGUCGUGACCAGCACUUCUGUCGUUGCUGCUCCCGCUCCAACCGGCGAGGACAGCUCCGCUGCUCCAGCUGCUCAGACUACUGGCCCACAGACAUAUGAAGGCGCUGCUACUCGCGUUGCUGGCGGUGCCGCCGCCGGUCUGGCCGCUGUCUUUGCUCUUUUCUUGUAGAAUAUUGAAAGGCUAGAUGUACGACUGGGAAGCAGACCAGUGCAUUUGCACAUAUCGGGAUGAGAAACAAACAUGAUUAUAAUAUAGAUUUUGCUUAGAGCUUAAUGACAGUAAAUAUCCAAUACCAGAUCUUCCGUCCC
Messenger RNA from Zymoseptoria tritici IPO323, 1621 nucleotides. RefSeq names its product putative glucan 1,3-beta-glucosidase (gene EXG11). The record is from RefSeq and is a predicted model, not a curated record. Gene Ontology annotation, cellular component: extracellular region; cell surface; fungal-type cell wall. The coding region runs from base 39 to 1481 and encodes 480 amino acids. Gene Ontology annotation, molecular function: glucan endo-1,3-beta-D-glucosidase activity; 1,3-beta-glucanosyltransferase activity. The transcript is spliced from 3 exons. NCBI's taxonomy places the organism in Eukaryota, Fungi, Ascomycota, Dothideomycetes, Mycosphaerellales, Mycosphaerellaceae. Gene Ontology annotation, biological process: cell wall organization.